This is a messenger RNA of Paramecium pentaurelia, 2157 nucleotides long. The record is from the annotation of a GenBank genome assembly. NCBI's taxonomy places the organism in Eukaryota, Ciliophora, Oligohymenophorea, Peniculida, Parameciidae.
AUGAUAGAUAAUUGUUUAUCUUCUUGUUAAAUAACAUAUAAUGGACUUACUAUAUUAGAUUAUGCCAAGAGUGCUAUUGAAUAUUUUGUUAAAAAGAGAACAAAAAACCCAGAAUAUAAGUAUGAUCAAUACCAUCUUUUUUCGUCUAAGUAAUUUUUUGUUCUUUACAUAUUGUCUAUAGUUCUUCGAUCUCAACAUGGAUACAUGAUGUUGGCCAUUUUUUACAAAGAGUUAAAACAGUGUAACCAUAAUUUGAGACCAAUUUCAAUUUAGAAGAGUGUUUCCACAAUUUAAACAAAUUUAGAACAUUAAAUGGUUAUUUAUAUAUAUAUUUAAAUUGCAGGAACUGAUAAUCUAUAUGGUGGAAGAGAUGUCUAAAAGAUAGAAUCAUCAAUAAUAUUAGUUUUUACUAAUAGAGAAUACUAAGGCCUAGAUUUCCAUAAAUUGAUUAGAUGGGAUUAUAGACUCCUUGUAUUUCUGAUCUAACCACCAGGUAUUGAAGAGAGUAUACCAAUAUAAAUAUAAACAAAUUGGCAUAACAUAGCUUCUUCAAUAGGUUAAGGUGUAUGUUUUGAAAUUUAAGAUUACAACAUUCUCUUCUAAAUAUUAGAUGAUCCUAAAUUAAUAUCUCCUUAAAUCUCUCUUUAAUUAACAAUGUUAGAUUAAACCAUUAAAUAUGAUGACAUUUAAUCUGUUAUUGAAAAAACUAAAAUAGAAGUAAAUCCUCAAUAGAAUUCUUGGUUGGUUAGAUCUAUUUAAAAAAUUAAUUAAUAAUUUGCAUAAGCUAGAUUAAGAUGUGCUCCUCAUGUUAAUAUAUUUACCAAAGUCUAUUUGCCUGAAUAAUAUCCUGUUGUAGAUUUUAAUGUAAUGAAAUAUUAAAUAAAUAGAAUUAUCCAUCAGUACCUGAAUAUUUUAUUGAUUUCAGUGUUACCUUUUAAGCAAGAUUACCUUAAUAAAUACCAUAUUAAGAAUUAGUAAUUGAAAAUGCAUCAUUAUUAAAAUAUGUUUAAGGUAUAACAACAUCUAAGAGUAAAUUAUUACAAUUUCCAAUAUUUUAUCAAGAAUAAAGAGAUGAAUAAAUAAAUAAAUACUUAGUUGGUUUAUUUCUAUUUUCAUCAAAUCAAAAUACAAUGGAAUUAAGAUUGUAAUAAAGAUUUAUAUAAAUUUAAGUUAUUUUCCAAAUUUUUACAUUUAUUCUGAACUAUUGACUCAAUUAAUAAAUACAAGAGAUGAUGCUAGAAAAUCAGCAGAAUCAAAAUUUUUAUAAUAUUUAUAAACAAUUCCAAAUUAUUAUGCUCCAUGUAUUAAAAAGAAUCUUGCAGAAUAGAACAUCUAAGUAAUAAUAAUAAAUUAGAUUAUAAUAGAUAACUAAAUAUUUAUUAUUCUUAAUAGAAGAAACAAAUCAUUAAUUGUAUAUGUAGAAAGUUAAAGCUUAUUAAGCAAAAGUAUAAAAAGUGAAAAAAAUGGUUGAUGAAGAAAAUUAUAAAAAUAGAUAAUCUCAUAUUUCUAAAAAGAGUAUGUGUUGUGCUGCUUUCAGUGAAAAUUAUUAGACUAGAUUCUAGGAAUAAAUUAAUUGUGAGUUCAGAUAAGUUACUUAAUUAAAUAAGGAAGUAAAUUUCAAUAAAUUUUUACCUGAACUUGAAAUUUAAUCUUGUUUACCUUAAAUGCCAAUAGUUCAACCAACAUUAAGAAAUCUUAAUUUAGAUUUUGAUGAAAUAGAGAUAAGAUUAGAACCUUAAUUUUGUGGAAAUCCUUGGAAAUUAUAAAGGAAAACUUAUAAAGAUGGUAUUGAAAUAAAGGUAUUUAUAAUUAAAUUAAAAAUUAUUAGAAUGAAUAAGAUGAUUAUUAAUAUGAAGAUAUGAUUUUAACAAAAGUAGAUUCUGAAAAUUAAUCUUAAGUGAAAAAUAGAAGAAAAGGAUUCAUGAGAUUAAAAGAUAUCUAAGAAGGUAAUCAUAAAAAAUCAACAAUUGAUUAACCUUAAAUGGAAAUUGAAGAUUUUUAAACUGAAUCCCAACCAUUUACAAAUAAUAAAUGUGGAUAUAUCAAAUAUAAUCCUUGCUUUCAAGUAAUUAGUUUUAAUUAAAUAGGCUAAAUUUAAAUUGAUUGUAUAAAGCAAAUUAUUAUCCACAAAUAAUUCAUAAUCCAUCAACAAUUGAA